AUGCUCCGCCCACCAAUGACGAAAUUAGUUAUUUCGAAUAGAGAAUCUCAUCGGGAAUGCGAGCAAGUUCUCCAAAUUGGAGAAUGUGCGAUUGUUCGGAGCUCAAGUGGAGAACCUUGGCAACUACUAAAUAAUGGAAACUCGGAUUCCAUAGAUUAUGCUCUACUUCAAGAUAUUCUCUACGAGGGGUACCGUUUGUCAACUAUAUACAAUAUCAAAUCACACACAAAGUCAAUGAAACGAUUAAGGAGAAAGCUUGCUUCUAUAUUUUCGAAUUCAAACUUUCUGCUACCUCUUUCGAAAGAUGGCUCAUCAUCUUCUUCUCAACCUCAUUUUUAUUUAUCACCGUCUAACAGCUCACUCUUCGACGCACGAAAAUCGUCCAGAUCACGGGGAGCCGUCAUCAAGUCUCCAUCAACAAUAAAUAUAGAGAAGAAUCGUCACAGCUCAAAUUCUGGCGAAAAUCAAAAAAUGCGUCUAAAUCUGUCGAUGAGCACGGGAAAUCUGUGUAGAGCAGGUGUUGUACGUACUCCAUAUCCUACAUCAAAGCAGUUACAUUUUGACAAUGACGACGGAGAUGAAGAAGAUGAUACAGAUGAUGAGGGAGAAGCUGACUUAGUUAGUAUCAAAACGCGUUCGGGGAGACGAAAUGUAUUAAAGAGCCCGCCGCCUCCAGAACGAAUUCCAAGUUCGAUGGGCGCCAGUGAUGCUGAAGAAAUAGACAUAAAAAGCCAUAUGAAACCACUCUCAGUUAAAAUUCCAGCCAACAUAUUCAAAACACCAACGCUAGAUAUUCCCGUUGACGAUGACGCAGAAAUUGACGCUGAUGUGUUUCCUCUUCCACCACCCACUCCAGUUAAUUUAAAGCAUGGAUUAUUCUCGAUUCCGUCGGGCCGUAAUUCUGAAUCUGCUCGAUCACGUCAAACUAAAAGAAGUCCGUUUGGAUCAGUAACUAGUCGUACAUCAUCUCUUGAUCGUCGCAUGAGCUUGAGCUGUUUGGAAGACACGUCUAAUUAUCAAAAGACGCAAUAUUUGGUUUUCCCUUUGAGAACCUCAAGCAAAAAACCGUAUUUGUUGAAAUUCCCUGAAGACAUGCAAGAAGAAGACGAAAAACACAAUGGAAGUGUUUGGGGUAGUGAUACUAGUUUGGAAGAAGAAAUAAAGGUAUGA
Caenorhabditis elegans is the source of this 1170-nucleotide messenger RNA. RefSeq lists its product as uncharacterized. The record is from RefSeq and is marked reviewed. Bases 1 to 1170 code for a protein of 389 amino acids. The transcript is spliced from 5 exons. Lineage: Eukaryota; Metazoa; Nematoda; Chromadorea; Rhabditida; Rhabditidae.